AAAAUGAAGCGACAGUAGCAACAACUAGGUAUGUGUGACGCCUACUUUUAUUCAAUAACAUGCGAGACGACCAGCAUGACUCUGCAAUGUAAUUCAGUCCACACAAUGGGAAACGGAUGAGCCCUUGUCCACCUAAAACACCACAAGGUCGUCAUGUGACAGUCACACGGCCAGGCUAUUGUGUUUCAGAUCAGUGUCAGCGGAAGUGUAUUCAACGCAGUCAUGUCGACGAAGUCGCUGGGGAACUUUGUACAGUGUCCUGUGUGUAGGACAAGCCACGCCCCCACCAACGGAGCGCUGAAGGAUGGCGUCUAUGCUUCUACCUGUGAAAACUGUGGCCACUUCUUCAAGUUCAAGGCCACAGGUCCUCUCAAGUCCUCUGUCACCUUCACCAUCAAUGGGACUUCCUACACAGUUGGCAACCAGUAUGCCGCAGCUCUGUCCCUGAAUGAGUUCAUGAGGUCCCAGGGUGUGUCCUAUGGCACCAAGGUGAUGUGUAUGGAGGGAGGGUGUGGCGUGUGUCUCGUCACUACCACACUGUAUGAUCCCAUCACAAAGGCCGUGCAGACCUACACAGUCAACUCGUGUCUGGUACCACUCUACACGUGUGACGGGAUGCAAGUGACAACAAUCGAGGGUCUCGGCAACCCCAGGGACGGCCUACACCCGAUACAAGACCGUCUGGCACAGUACAAUGGCUCUCAAUGUGGCUUCUGUAGCCCCGCCCAGGUCAUGAAUAUGUAUGGUCUUCUGAAGAGGACACCCAAACCUACGAUGCAGCAAGUUGAGAACGCCUACGAUACCUCUAUCUGCCGUUGUACAGGGUACCGACCAAUUCUGGAUGCCAUGAAGUCCUUCGCUGCUGAUGCUGCACCAAACCUUCCUGGGGGAGCCAUUGACAUUGAGGAACUGGACAAGAAGAUAUGCAGCAAAACCGGGAAGACCUGCACUGGACACUGCUCAUCUGAGGGACAGACCGACCCGGAGCACGUCCCCCUCCACAUUGUGCUGCAGGGGUCACAGUGGUACAAACCCACCACCAGACAGCAGCUGUACGCCCUCCUCGGCCAACACAAGGGAGACAACUACAGACUUGUGUUCGGAAAUUCAGGAUAUGGUGUGUAUAAGGAACUUAGUCCAUGGCUCUAUGACGUCCUCAUUGAUCUACGUGGGAUCCAGGAGUUCUAUGACAUUUCGGUGGACUCCUCCAGAGUGAUGUUUGGUCCAAGCAUCACCCUGACCAACAUGAUGGAGGUGUUCGAGACAAACGGCACCAACCCUGGAUUGUCCUACUUCCGGGAUUUCGCCAGCCACGUGGCUGUCAUUGCUAACACUGGCGUCAGGAAUUUGGGCAGCUGGGCCGGUAACCUGAUGCUGAAGAACCUGCACACUGAGUUCCCGUCUGACGUCUUCACCAUUUUUGAGACAGUCGGAGCAACUUUGACAAUCGGUUCGAGUGAUGGAACGGAGACAUCAUACAGUCUGAUUGACUUCCUGAACCUCGACAUGAAGGGCAAGGUCAUCCUGUCUGUGACACUUCCAACAUUCCCAUCUGGAGACGUGUAUGUCAAGACCUUCAAGAUUACCCCCAGACAUCAGAAUGCCCACGCCUAUGUGACAGCAGGCUUCAGGAUGCAGUUGGACAGGAACAACAACUUCACUGUCAAGACAAAGCCAUCCCUGGUCUAUGGUGGCAUCAGUAAAACGUUGGUCCAUGCCGGCAACACAGAGACAUAUUUACAGGGGAAGCAACUGGGAGAUCCAGCAGUACUCAAAAGUGCUAUAGCAACUCUGUCGGCCGAGCUGGUCCCCGACACCACCCCUGGCUUGUCCAGUACAACCUACAGGAAGAACCUGGCCGUCUCUCUCUUCUACAAGUGCGUGCUCGGCAUGUGUGGUGAGAAGGCAGCAGCAAGAUUCCGGAGUGGCGGCAACAACUUGAUAAGGCCAGUUUCAUCAGGCACUCAGACAUAUGACAGUCGUAAAGAUGAAUACCCUUUGACUGAACCUAUGACCAAGGUGGAUGCAACCCUACAAACAUCAGGCAGGGUGCAGUACGUCAAUGAUGUACCUCCCGUUCAAGGUGAAGUCUUCGCAUCCUUUGUCAUCAGCAGCGUCGGCAACGCAGAAAUCGACAGCGUCGACACAUCUGCAGCCCUGAGUUCUCCUGGAGCCCUGAAGUACAUCUCUGCCUCUGACAUACCGAAAGGCGGCAGCAACAGUUUCAGACAGCCGGGUGCUGGCGUAGAGGAGAUAUUCUGCAGUGGCCGUGUUCUCUACAGCGGACAGCCAAUUGGCAUCAUCGUUGCAGUGGACAAACUAUCAGCGGACAGAGCAGCCAGCAUGGUGAAAGUUACCUACAAGAACGUCCAGCCUCCCAUCAUUACAAUGGAAGAUGCCAUUCAGAAGAAAUCCAUAUUUCCAAAUGUGGCACAGGAGUUCAAAGUUGGUGAUGCUGCAGCCGCAAUUGCGACAUCGGACAAACACGUUUCUGGCCGUAUCAAGAUGGGUCACCAGUACCAUUUUCAUAUGGAAACACAGGUGAGCAUCUGCUACCCAGCCGAGGACGGCGUGGGCGUGAGUCUUCUGUCGUCCACACAGUGGACGGAUCUGGAACAACUGAUUGUAGCCAAAGCUCUCAACAUUCCAGAAAGCAGUGUCAACGUUACAGUCAGACGUCUGGGAGGAUCGUACGGUGCCAAAAUAACACGUGCUCAUUUAUCGGCUUGUGCAGCGGCUAUCGGCACACACGUCAUGAGGAGACCUGUUCGACUAAAUAUGAACUUCCAUACCAACAUGAAGACCAUCGGAAAACGAUUCCCGUAUCUUGCGGAUUACACAGUUGGUGUGACAAAUGAAGGUAAACUGAACGGAAUCCAGUUUACCGUGAAUGCAGACUGCGGUAUGUCCCCCAAUGACUGUUCGUUGGCUUCAUUCCCACCAUGGAUGGACAAUGCCUACUACUGUCCGGCGUGGGAUUUUAAACCAGUCGCCCUGAAGACUAAUCUCCCAACGAACACUGCUUGUCGGGGACCAGGGUCAUGUCCCGCCAUCUUCAUCAUGGAGACGAUGAUGGAUCACGUGGCCAAAGUCUUGAACCAAGACCAGCUAGAGUUCAGGAAACUCAACUUGUUCAACAAAGGUCAAAAAAGUGCAAAUGGAAUGGUUUUGGAAUAUUGCAACAUCAAAGACAUGGUGGCUCAACUGGAGACGUCAGCCGAUGUCCAGUCCAGAAAGCAACAGGUCACAGCCUUCAACCAGGCGAACAGAUGGAAGAAGAAGGGCAUUUCGGUUAUGCCUCUCCGGUGGGACUUGAACUACGCUCACGCCAACUACAACGUCUACAUGACCGUCUACCACGGGGAUGGCUCCGUCGCAAUAUCGAUCGGCGGUGUGGAGAAUGGACAGGGAAUAAACACCAAGAUGAUGCAGGUAUGUGCCUUUGAGCUGGGUAUUCCUAUGGACACGAUCAAGGUGAAGCCAACGACGACUCUGGCGGACUCCAACUCCAUCACUACAGGAGGCAGCAUCACCAGUGAAGUCAACGCAUUGGGAGUCAUGCAGUGCUGUCAACAAUUAAAGACCCGGAUGGCUCCGGUCAAAGCCAAGAUGGUCAACCCUACUUGGCAGCAGCUGGUUGCUAAGUGCUACAGCGAAGGAAUGGACUUGUCAGCCAGAAACUUCACCAACCCUACAGGCGUCAGCACUAACUACAACAUCUACGGUGCAACUUGCACAGAGGUCGAGGUGGACGUUUUGACCGGGGAGAACCAAAUCAACAGAGUGGACAUCCUGUAUGACUGUGGAGAGAGCAUGAACCCUGAGAUUGACAUUGGACAAGCUGAGGGUGCGUUUGUGAUGGGCUUGGGCUACUGGAUGACCGAACAGAUGAUCUUUGACCCCAAGACUGGCACCGCCCUGACGGAUGGCACAUGGGAAUACAAACCACCACUUGGAAAGGAUAUACCUAUCGAUUUCCGGAUCCAGUUUUUGAAGAAUGCCCCGAACCCUCGAGGCGUCCUCAGGGCAAAAGCUGUGGGGGAGCCGCCCCUGUGUAUGGCUGCAUCAGCGUUGUUUGCUGUGAAACACGCCAUCGAGGCUGCCAGAAAGGAAAUAUCAAAGGAUACAUUCUUCCCACUCGACGGCCCAGCGACGGUGGAAGUGAUACAGGGAGCCUGUCAAGUUGACAACUCACAACUGGUGUACGGGACAUGAAUCAGCUGGCGUACGGGACAUUGAUCAUAUGGUUUAUGGCACGUGAAUCAGCUGGCGUACGGGACAUUGAUCAUAUGGUUUAUGGCACGUGAAUCAGCUGGGUUACGGGACAUGGAUCAUAUGGUUUAUGACACGUGAAUCAGCUGGUGUACAGGACCUGAUUUAUGGGACGUGAAUCAUGUGGUGGUUGUGACAUCGACAAACGUUUGGGAGCUAUUCGUACAUAAAAUGAAUGUGACUGUCGCACUCUGAUUGGUUGAAACAAAACGUUGGCAUUCUGCACAUAACAUUCUGCGACCUUCUGGACUUUUCACUGCGCAUUGGUACUUUUCCUAGAGUCAUCAUGUCUGCUCUGACCCAAAUUUGAAAUUGUUCAAUUGUUACUGUUUUCUGUUUAUGAAGCAAACUGUUAUCCUGGUCGUUCGCUAGUCAUUGACACACAUAUAUUGUGUGAUGAAGAAGUUAAUGUCGCAGAGCUGUUUCAGUACACCUUGGAGUGCUGAGCGAAAUUACCCAUACCUCCAAUUCCAAUGUGGAAACGAGGGCACGGGUGGCCCAGUCGUCUAAGGCGCCGCGUUUCGCUGUGCAGAGUUGCGUCUCUUGGGCACGCCAGAAACCUAUGAUUGUGGGUUCGAAUCUUGGUUCGCCCCGAAUAUGUUUCUAGGU
Molecule: messenger RNA, 4881 nt
Organism: Haliotis rufescens (red abalone)
Lineage: Eukaryota; Metazoa; Mollusca; Gastropoda; Lepetellida; Haliotidae
Product: indole-3-acetaldehyde oxidase-like
Exons: 35
Coding region: 223-4215 (1330 amino acids)
Molecular function (GO): FAD binding; oxidoreductase activity; iron ion binding
Source: RefSeq, a predicted model, not a curated record